AUGACCUCAAAUAUAUCCACCUCUACCUCAGGAACAACCAUAUUGACCACAACACCCUCAACCACCGUCACAGCUACAAUAUUGACCACAACCACACCCCAGUCCCUUGUGUACCCCGAGGAGAACCACCGUUACUAUUUCACCCAGCCACCACCAUCAUCACCGCUUCCAUCUAAACACCGCACACCCUCAUCGCUACAACUUCAUCCCCCGUCACCGCUCUCUUCAAGUAGACAACACUUCCCAUCACCGCUUCCAUCUAAACACCGCCCACCAUCACCGCUACAACUUCAUCCCCCGUCACCGCUCUCUUCAAGUAGACAACACUUCCCAUCACCGCUUCCAUCUAAACACCGCCCACCAUCACCGCUACAACUUCAUCCCCAUCACCGCUCUCUUCAAGUAGACAACACUUCCCAUCACCGCUUCCAUCUAAACACCGCCCACCAUCACCGCUACAACUUCAUCCCCCAUCACCGCUCUCUUCAAGUAGACAACACUUCCCAUCACCGCUUCCAUCUAAACACCGCCCACCAUCAUCCGCUACAACUUCAUGCCCAUCACCGCUCUCUUCAAGUAGACAACACUUCCCAUCACCGCUUCCAUCUAAACACCGCCCACCAUCACCGCUACAACUUCAUCCCCAUCACCGCUCUCUCAAGUAGACAACACUUCCCAUCACCGCUUCCAUUUAAACACUGCCCACCAUCACCGCUACAACUUCAUCCCCAUCACCGCUCUCUUCAAGUAGACAACACUUCCCAUCACCGCUUCCAUCUAAACACCGCCCACCAUCACCGCUACAACUUCAUCCCCCAUCACCGCUCUCUUCAAGUAGACAACACUUCCCAUCACCGCUUCCAUUUAAACACCGCCCACCAUCACCGCUACAACUUCAUCCCCAUCACCGCUCUUCAAGUAGACAACACUUCCCAUCACCGCUUCCAUUUAAACACCGCCCACCAUCACCAUCACCGCUAA
Haliotis rubra (blacklip abalone) is the source of this 981-nucleotide messenger RNA. Its product is annotated as histidine-rich glycoprotein-like. Bases 1 to 981 code for a protein of 326 amino acids. Lineage: Eukaryota; Metazoa; Mollusca; Gastropoda; Lepetellida; Haliotidae. The record is from RefSeq and is a predicted model, not a curated record. The transcript has a single exon.